Symsagittifera roscoffensis is the source of this 1595-nucleotide messenger RNA. Its product is annotated as mitochondrial ribosome-associated GTPase 1-like. The record is from RefSeq and is a predicted model, not a curated record. Gene Ontology annotation, biological process: mitochondrial translation. Bases 23 to 1144 code for a protein of 373 amino acids. The transcript has 3 exons. Gene Ontology annotation, molecular function: GTPase activity; GTP binding. NCBI's taxonomy places the organism in Eukaryota, Metazoa, Xenacoelomorpha, Acoela, Convolutidae. Gene Ontology annotation, cellular component: mitochondrion.
GUUAUGAUAUUUUGAGAUUGAAAUGACCUCAAGUUGUUUCCGGAAAACGUUCGCGUUUCCGACAGCCGACAAACUGUCCUGGUUUCCCGGUCACAUGAUGCGAGGCAUGAACAAAAUGCAACAAGUGCUGAAAUAUGUUGACUGUCUGUUCGAAGUUCACGACGCCCGAAUUCCGUUCACGGGUCGUAACAAAACCUUCAAGCAUCGCAUUGGAAUCAAGCCGAGAAUUUUGUUGCUUUGCAAGAGUGAUUUGGCAGAUUUGAGUAAAACUCAGAAGUCAUUGGUAAGAGAUAGAUUGAUGGUCGAAGAGGAUUACAAAGAUGUCAUGUUUGUCAAUGCCAAAGUGGACAAGGAUCCUGUACUGCGAGGGCUCGUGGCUCGAGCAGUUGAAAUUGUGAACUCGGAAGACAGAUACAACAGAGAAUACGUGCCCGACUACAGACUGAUGGUGUGUGGGAUACCCAACGUUGGAAAGAGCUCAGUCAUUAACGCCAUGCGCAGAAUCUACAUGGCCAGAAAGAAGCACAAGGCAUCAGAAGUUGGAGCUAAGCCUGGAGUCACGCGAGCUUUGAUGGAACGAGUGAAAAUAGUGGACUAUCCACCAGUAUUCCUGUACGACACACCAGGUAUCCUUCCUCCCUCCAUCACAAAUGUAGAGACAGGUCUCAGACUAGCUCUCUACGACUACGUAAAACCAUCAGUCGAACCAGAAGUGAUUGCAGACUACUUACUGUACGAGUUGAACAAACACCAAGUGUUUAAUUAUGUUUCCUUUUAUGGUCUACUGCAACCAACAGAUGAAAUAAGCAUUGUUUUGAAUAAAAUAGCGGAAGAUGGAAACAUGAAGAUGACGAGAAGAAACCACGUGACUGGAAACGAGGUACUUAAUGAUUGGUGCGGAGCUUCACUAAGAUUUUUGACUCAGUUCAGGCGCGGGCUUUUGGGCAAUAUUCCUUUUAAUGAUAUAAAAGGUGAAAUGCCUGUUUCUGAAGACAAAGUUUAUGAGGCGGAACAGUCUUAUGCGCCGGAAAAUAAUUCACUGCAAAGUCCAACUGAACAUUUGGAAAGCGACUCGUCAAACGAGCAGAAAGUAGAAAGAAGGCUAAUUGGAAACAUUUCACAUUUAAUUAGCUCAUCAGUUUAGUUUUUAGUCUAAUGUUUUUUUUUAUGAAAUGAAAGUAAGUUCGUUUAAAUUUCGAGAACAAAUCGGGAACUUUUUUUUCCAUUAAUUGAUUUCUGUUAUAGCCAAGAAGUCAAUUGUUUUGAAUCUUUUAGUCAUUGAAGUCCGUGUUUCACUUGCCAGAGGAAAUUUUCUUGUAAUCGGGACUUUAUCCAUCAACAAACUGCUAGGUACGUUCUCACUUGCUUUAGAGGUAAAGCCUAUGCCUUUGGAACAUGUGAUCUGUUUUUCUUCGAUAUGCGUGGAAAUUGAAUUUUUUUUUUGGAAAACCUGAGUUUUUUUUCUUUAAAGCAUCAUUUUUGUUGUGAUUUAUGAAGUUUUCACUGUAAUUGAUAAUCGUGCCGUAAUUUUAAAGUCCACUACCUCUGAUUUCGUUUGAUGACCUGUCAAUUUUUUUGUUCCGACCAUUAAAAAU